This is a messenger RNA of Exophiala oligosperma, 2938 nucleotides long. RefSeq lists its product as uncharacterized. Gene Ontology annotation, cellular component: intracellular membrane-bounded organelle; cytosol. Gene Ontology annotation, biological process: glycerophospholipid catabolic process. The transcript has 2 exons. The coding region runs from base 266 to 2203 and encodes 645 amino acids. The record is from RefSeq and is a predicted model, not a curated record. NCBI's taxonomy places the organism in Eukaryota, Fungi, Ascomycota, Eurotiomycetes, Chaetothyriales, Herpotrichiellaceae. Gene Ontology annotation, molecular function: A2-type glycerophospholipase activity.
AGAUACACAAUUCGAUGGAGUCCUGACUGAGCCUUCACUUCCAGGCACUUCCGCAUCAUGAUUCGACAGGCCCUCACAGCACUUGGAUAUAUCCAUCUUUUAAUGCUCAGUGUACAGCCUCACUGCUCAACGGUAAUAUACCAGUACUCGCAUUCAGGUGUUUAUUCAUAAGUGGUGUUUUCUUUUCACUGUUACUUUUCCUACUCUUCUCAUCCCAGCCCACGUAGACUAUCGUGCGGUAGCUUCGAUAGGAACCUUGGCCACUAUGAAAAUCACCCUUCUAACAGCAGUCCUGAGUGGUAUAUUUGCUACCACGAAUGGGUAUGUACUAGAUGUCGAAGAGGCCGCCAUCGAAACAUUCCAGAAUGCUCGUCGAGCGCUGCCCAACUCUCCCAAGGGAUACACCCCGUCUCGAGUAGAUUGCCCUCGAGAUGCACCUUCAGUACGGGCCGCUUCGUCACUAUCUCCGAACGAGACGGCGUGGCUGGAAAAGAGAAGAAACAAUACCGUGACACCCAUGCGGGCCUUGUUGAGCCGAUUGAAUAUCACAAAUUUUGAUGCGGGCCAAUAUAUCGACAACCAUGCUAAGAAUGCUUCUGCCCUUCCGAAUAUUGGUAUCGCCGUGUCCGGAGGUGGCUGGCGAGCGUUGAUGAAUGGCGCAGGCGCACUGAAAGCGUUUGACUCUCGGACGCCAAAUAACACGGGGGACGGGAAACUCGGUGGUCUGCUACAGUCCGCUACAUAUCUCGCGGGGCUAAGUGGCGGAGGUUGGCUUGUUGGGUCCUUGUUCAUGAACAAUUACUCAACGGUCGGUGAUUUGCAGACAGACACCAGUGGCUCGGUGUGGGAGUUUGGGAACUCCGUCUUCAAAGGACCCGACACUGGGGGCAUUCAGCUUUUUGACACGGCCGAAUACUAUGGUCAUCUGGCCAGCGACGUCGACGGCAAAAAGGAUGCGGGAUUCGACCUUUCUCUCACCGAUGUUUGGGGACGAGCUUUGUCCUUCCAGCUCAUCAAUGCCACCGACGGUGGACCGAGCUACACCUUCUCCUCGAUCGCCAUUUCGCAGCCAUUCAUAGAUGCGGAUUCCCCAUUCCCUAUCCUGGUUUCCGAUGCUCGAGCUCCCGGGGAAAAGUUGAUAUCUGGAAAUGCGACCAUCUACGAGUUUAAUCCAUUCGAGAUGGGCUCAUGGGAUCCGACCUCCUACGGCUUCGUUCCCACCCAGUAUCUGGGUACCAACUUCACAGCCGGCCGUGUUCCAGACAAUGAUCAAUGUGUGAUUGGAUUCGACAAUGGUGGUUAUAUCAUGGGGACUUCAUCGUCCUUGUUCAACCAGUUUAUUCUCAAUUUGAACCAGACUGACAUCCCCGCAAGCCUGAAGGGUUUACUCGCCGACGUCCUAGGGGACAUUGGCCAGGACAACAACGACAUCGCAGACUACACGCCCAACCCGUUCUUCCACUACAACCCCGAAACCAACCCUUCGGCAAACUCGACUCGCCUGACUCUUGUCGAUGGAGGUGAAGAUCUGCAGAAUGUCCCACUACAUCCAUUGAUCCAGCCUAACCGACAUGUUGAUGUUAUCUUCGCCGUCGACUCAUCCGCCGACACCAGCAACAGUUGGCCCAAUGCCACAGCCUUGGUCGCCACCUACGAACGAUCUCUGUCAGAUAUUGCGAACAACACCGUCUUUCCCAGUGUUCCCGACCAGAACACCAUUGUCAAUCUCGGUCUCAACACGCACCCGACCUUCUUUGGCUGCAAUGUGUCCAAUUUUACGGAAGGAUCUAAUAUUCCACCAUUGAUCGUCUACAUUCCCAAUUCGCCAUACAUCACAUUUAGCAACGAAUCUACAUUUACCUUCACCACCAACAACACGUACCGAGACGCCAUCAUCCUCAAUGGUCAAGAUGUGGCCACCAUGGGCAACGGGACGGUGGAUGAGACGUGGCCUACAUGCGUCGGCUGUGCUAUUUUGAGUCGAAGUCUACACCGCACAGGUACCGACGUUCCGGACGUUUGCCAGCAAUGCUUCAACCACUUUUGCUGGAACGGUACGAUUGACUCUUCUGACCCGCGACCUUAUGAGCCGACACCCAUACUUGCCAAGUUGGAUAUUUCGAGCAAGGGGGUGUCGUCCAAGUUGUUCAAUCGCUGGACCGCGGCAGUCGCUGCAGUGAUGGCCGUUGCUCCCUCACUAUAAUACACUUCCUUUUUGGGAUCAAGUCCUUGGAUUUAUGACCCUUGGUGAUAUGAGGACGCCAAAAAAAACAGUUAACAGUAGUUGGAGUUACACAGCAUCACGGCCGAAGGUACACGACAAAAUGAAAGGAGGGCUUGUGGAUUUGAGCGGGUGCAUUCGAACGGCAAUUUGGGAAACAUCUGUCCAGCAUGGAGCAUAAAACUGUGAUUCGUGUUGAUGGUGGGAAUAUCAUGAACUUUUGGACAUGGAGUUGGCAUCGGAGCUAAAUGAGGGAUGUAGGUAUAUAUAACCAGAUGUGACGAGACCUUCGUUUAGAAUACAUUUCCAUGCAACACAAUCUGAGAAUUGAUACUCCCUAGAAUUUGACCAUCACCUCGAAUAACAGAUAGAUGUUGUCACCUCUGUUUGUACUCCGGACUUCGAGUGCCAGUCCCCGUGCCGGUAGCCGAUCACUCCCUCGUGCCCACGCCCUUCACGCCCUUCACUAAUUCUCCCCCUUUUGGUUUUACGACCCAACUAAUUAGGUAUCUCUAGCUACCAGUACUAUAACGCGUACCAUAUUUUGUGACCAUCACCUCUCUAACGUAGGGCACCUCCGUUAGGGAUGAUUUGGCGGACCCUUACGUAGUACUCGUAGACAGUACUCGGACUUCAGUGCGGUCGCGAUGGAGGUGGUGGUGGUGGUUACCUUGUAGUUUCUGAUAGUUUUCCGACCAAGGUACAUAUAGAACAGAU